CGUAGAUUAUAAAAGGUGGUUCGCGCUAUGCGGUCGCAGUUUUGUCCUUACUCAGCUGGAGUACGCAAUCUUAGCGGUCGGAAUUAGAGCAGCGAAUCGGAGCUUGUACUGUCGUGUACCCGUGCGUAGUGUAGUGCGAUGGCGUUACUGCAGGGCCCGUCGCGCAAGCAGGCCGAGCUGAUCGCGCAGGAGCUGGGCGAGGCCCCCGGGGACAUCGAGCGCGGCGUGCGCGACCUGCGGAGCAUGCUGGCCGCCUCGCCCUACCUGCCAGACCCUGAAAAUGUUGACAAACGCAUCCUGGAGCUGUUCGUGCGAGGGUGCCGCAUGGAUCUGGACCGUGCUCGCUCUAAGCUGGAGGCCUACUGCCUGGCGAGGGCGCGCUUCAGAGACCUGUACGAACAUCGCUCACUCAGCUGCCCUCCGCUCGAUGAAGUCUGCAAGUUCAUGGACAUAGUAGUACUCCCGAAGCUGACAGAUGAGGGAUACAGGAUCACGAUCUUCAGGAUACGACCGGAAUACCCUGAGAGCUCAGCAGACGUAGCCAACGCCGUCCGUGCAGUACUGCUCACCAGUGACGUCAGGAUGUAUGAUGAACAUCAGAUCGGAGGAGACGUUUUUAUCUAUGAGGUGUCAAAUGUACGUGGUUCGGUGGUAGCGCACGUGGCGGCUGCUGCUAACGCGGUGCGACGCUCCAUCCAGCUGGCGCAGGCUGCGUACCCUCAGCGGCUGAAGAGGAUCCACGUGGUGGGCUCGCCUCCCUUCCUCGCCUCCUCCCUGGCACUCAUGAGGAAUUGCGUCAACGAGAAAAUUAAGAGACGGUACUACCUGCACCCGAAAGUUGACGAACUUCUGGACCACAUUCCGGCACAAGUGUUGCCCCGCGAAUGGGGGGGAGAGGAAGAAAACAUCGAUGUCCUGUCGAAGAAGUGGCGGCGCCGCAUCGAUGAGGUCAGCCCCUACCUGCGCAUCUUCAACGAGGCCUGCAAGGCAGCCCCGGCGCCCGUCAACGAUGUCGAUAUAUAUGGCACAGUAGGAGCUUUCAGAAAACUCGAUAUCGAUUAACAGACCACAGCACAACAUAAAUCUAUAGCACAAGUAUAAGGGGUUUGUUUUGAAGGUAAUGCUCAUGAUGUAAGAAAAUCUGUGUUUCGUAUUAAUCAUAAUCGUGAAAGAAAGGUACUACGAAGAAAUACAAAGAAUUCACUUUAGAGGAUCAAAUUAAAAAUUCCUGCAACAAAGUUAGUUAAUUUUGGGAUUUAUUUCGUCCGUCCAAAUGUGUGUGUGAAAUGCCAGUGUGUGUUAGCAUUGUUGAUUCCAUACCUUUGUUAGAUUAUAAUUUUAAGUGCUCAAUAUUGUGUAAUUUAAGUUAAAAUAAUAUAGUAUUAUGUUUUUACUCUUAUUAUUGUGAUAUUUUGGGAAUAAAUGUUUGCUCAAUAAUUGGGCAAUGUAGAAUUUAA
Helicoverpa armigera (cotton bollworm) is the source of this 1457-nucleotide messenger RNA. Its product is annotated as alpha-tocopherol transfer protein-like. Gene Ontology annotation, molecular function: phosphatidylinositol bisphosphate binding. Bases 139 to 1062 code for a protein of 307 amino acids. The record is from RefSeq and is a predicted model, not a curated record. Lineage: Eukaryota; Metazoa; Arthropoda; Insecta; Lepidoptera; Noctuidae. The transcript has 5 exons. Gene Ontology annotation, cellular component: membrane.